Alternaria alternata is the source of this 1510-nucleotide messenger RNA. RefSeq lists its product as hypothetical. The transcript has 4 exons. NCBI's taxonomy places the organism in Eukaryota, Fungi, Ascomycota, Dothideomycetes, Pleosporales, Pleosporaceae. The record is from RefSeq and is a predicted model, not a curated record. The coding region runs from base 169 to 1317 and encodes 382 amino acids.
CCCGGCACUUGGGAAUAUAGGGUUCAGCGUCCCUCAGGAACAUGCCUUGAUGCGCAGGUCGCAGUUCUUCAUACCGCGACUUCAACCUUUCAUGUCUUCAUACGCCCGAAGACUUUGAUAGUGGCGCCCCGAUUUUCGAACGAAGCGUAGCAUACGCAUUUGGUCACAAUGGCUGACGAAUUCACCGCCAUCAUCGGUGAGAUGAUCAAAACUCCUCCAGACCCAAAUGAGCCUGUGCCACUGGCGAACCAGAAAGGCACAAUGUUCGGCGUCACAAUACCAUUCCAUGUACUUUGCUGGAUUUUCGUUGCCUUUCGUUUGCACACACGUCUGCGGGUUGUUCGCGAACCUGGCCUUGAUGACCUCUUCGUAGUCCUGGCGGCUGCAUUCAAUUUAGUAUCACUUGUAACCUUUCUCUACGGUACCAAGUAUGGCAUGGGCCACCAUCUUAUAUACUCCUUCAGUGUACUACAGCCAACCAUGAUUUGGCUUUACAUCACCAAUGCCGCAUAUCACACAACCACCGCCUUCAUCAAGAUCUCGCUACUCUUACAGUACCUAAGGCUGUUUCGUGAAGGCACUCGUCGCACAGUCUCUAUCGUACUGCUUGCGCUGGUUGUAACAUGGGGCUUGACAUUCUCCUUCAUGGCCUGGGUACCAUGCUUUCCUGUCUCUGGGUUUUGGGACAGAAGCAACGGUGCCAAAUGCUACGGCUUCGGGUAUCGCACCGUCAACGAGGCGAAAUACUCGGUACUUUCUUUUGCUGCGACGAACAUGUUGUUUGAUAUCGCAAUCUUUCUUGUUCCGCUCACGGAAUACUUCAGGCCAGACCUGAGACGAAAACAGGUUCUCGCCAUGACUGGGUUGUUCGCUCUUGGUUCCAUCGUCGUACUCAUGGCUAUCCUCCGUCUUUGGAGCACCUUCAAGCAUAGUCAAAGCAAAACCCAAAGCUUUGAUUUUACCUGGUGGUAUCCCGAAGUCCUGAUCAUCUCCUGCCUCGAAGUCGAUUUCGCUAUAAUGUGCGCAAGCAUGCCCAUAUUCUGGCCUACCGUCAUCGCAAACUGGAGUCACAUCUUUGUCACAAACGAAGUCCGCGUUACACACCACCAACGCCUCGCCGACGACAGCCGAGAUAAUUUCGAGUUAGUUAGGAACACGUCGUUGAAGAGCGUAGGAAGCGUGGAGGGGUUGGCAAGGGCGAGUGGGGAACAACAAGCGGUUUACAACGGAUUCGACCCGGAGACGGGUAAAGAUGGACGGUUUGCUAUCAUGCAAGUAGAAGUACAACCGCAUGCGCAGGAAUCGCGGAGACUCUGAAUAGCAAGUCCUUGAGAGACUGAGCAUUAUGUCCUUAACAUUGACUGCCCUUGCUCCUGAAAUUGGUAUUGCUUACAACGAAAUGGCGAUGCUGGUUAGUUAUGGCUGAUCUCUGAGUACCCACAGGCUACCACAGCAAACGUUGCUGCGCCUACAGGAUUCUGAUGUAUGCACGAGCGCAUAUCAUGAACGC